GUCAGGUCCCUCGACGUCAGCAUCGCCCACAAUGCCGGAAACAUUGAGCACCAAGGACCAUUCCUUGUUUCGUCAAGUGGUUCACCACUUUGAGAUGAAACAAUAUAAGAAAGGCAUCAAGACAGCAGACCAGGUUCUUCGCAAAAAUCCCAAACAUGGCGACACACAAGCCAUGAAGGCUCUGAAUAUGAGCCAGAUAGGGCAAUUGGAGGACGCCUUUGCGCUCGCCAAGAAGGCUCUCCAGAAUGAUAUGAAGUCGCAUAUCACCUGGCACGUCUACGGGUUGCUAUUACGCCAGGAGAAGAACUACGAGGAGGCAAUCAAAGCAUACCGAUUUGCUCUGCGCCUCGAGCCUGAAUCGCAACCUAUUCAGCGCGAUCUGGCACUGCUCCAGAUGCAGAUGCGGGAUUACCAGGGAUAUAUUCGGAGCCGCAGUGCGAUGCUGCAGACCCGUCCAGGCUUCCGCCAGAAUUGGACAGCGCUCGCGAUCGCUCAUCAUUUGGCCGGAGAUUUGGCAGAGGCCGAGAAGGUUCUGACUACCUACGAGGACACAUUGAAGGGUGCCAUACCACAUGUCGCCGAUAUGGAGAACUCGGAGGCCAUCUUGUACAAGAACACUAUCAUUGCGGAGACUGGAAACCUCGAGAGAGCUCUAGAGCACCUCGAGGCUGCUGGAUACCGAUGCCUUGAUGUGCUUGCAGUCAUGGAGAUGAAGGCAGAUUAUCUUUUGCGACUGGACCGCAAGGCCGAUGCGGAGGCGGCAUAUGCAGCUCUCCUGGAGCGCAACCCAGACAACUCGAUCUACUACAAUGGCUUGAUCAAGGCAAAGGGCAUCCCCGAAAGCGACCACAAGGCAUUGAAGGCUCUAUACGAUGGGUGGGUGGAGAAAAACCCCCGCUGUGAUGCUGCUCGUCGCAUUCCUCUCGAUUUCUUAGAAGGUGAGGAUUUCAAGCAGGCUGCUGACGCCUAUCUGCUGCGCGGGCUGAAGAAGGGUGUUCCUUCGUUAUUCGUGAACAUCAAGCAGCUUUACAUUGACCCGGCCAAGCGUGACGUGGUACAAGAAUUGGUCGAAGGAUAUCUCUCCGAGAAGGUAUCGAACGGCUCCGCGGAGUCGAAUGGGGACAACACCGAGUUCUUGUCAUGCACAUACUACUUCCUGGCUCAACACUACAACUAUCACCUCAGCCGCAACCUCCCCAAGGCCAUGGAGAACGUUGAGAAGGCCAUUGAACUGUCACCCAAGGCUGUUGAAUAUCAGAUGUCUAAGGCACGGAUCUGGAAGCACUACGGAAACCCAGAGAAGGCAGCAGAAGAGAUGGAGAAGGCUCGAAUGCUUGAUGAGAAGGAUCGCCAUAUCAACACCAAGGCGGCCAAAUACGUGCUCCGAAACAACGAUAACGAGAAGGGUCUGGAACUUAUGAGCAAGUUCACUCGCAACGAGACUGUCGGUGGCACAUUGGGUGAUCUCCACGAGAUGCAGUGCACUUGGUUCUUGACCGAGGAUGCCGAGGCGUUCCUCCGACAGAAGAAGAUUGGUCUUGCCCUGAAGCGCUUCCACUCGGUUUAUAACAUCUUUGAUACCUGGCAGGAGGAUCAAUUCGACUUCCACGGCUUCUCUCUCCGCAAGGGAAUGAUCAGGGCCUACGUGGACAUGGUGCGCUGGGAAGACCGCCUGCGUGAGCACCCCUUCUACACAAGAAUGGCUCUCGGAGCCGUCAAGGCCCAUCUACUUCUCCACGACCAGCCGGAUCUUGUGCACGGACCGAUGCCCAGCGCAAGCAAUGGAAUUGAUUCUACCGAUGAGAAUCAGAGGAAGAAGGCUCUCAAGAAGGCCAAGAAGGAGCAGCAGCGCUUGGAAAAGAUCGAGUCUGACAAGCGCGCAGCAAGGAAAGCGGCUGCGGCUACCGCCAAGAGUGCGGAUGGAGAGACCAAGAAGGAAGAUUCCGAUCCUCUGGGCAACGCCCUGGUCCAGACUCAGGACCCUCUGAAGGAUGCCAUGAAGUUCUUGACACCGUUGCUUGAGUGCAGCCCCCAGAACGUCGAAGCCCAAUGCGUCGGCUUUGAGGUCUACUCCAGACAGAACAAGCAGCUCCUUGCCGUCAAGUGCCUUGCGGCCGCCCAUUCCAUCGAUCCCUCCAAUCCCACUCUUCACCUUCAAUUGCUUCGCUUCCGCAAGUCUCUCGAGAGCCUUGCCGAGCCUCUUCCUGAGAAGGUUGCCGAGGUUGUCAAUGCCGAAUUUGACAAGCUUCUUCCAAAGACCCAGAAGCUCGAAGAGUGGAACGAGUCAUACCUCUCGGCCAACAAGGGCAGUGUCGCACACGUGCAGGCUGGCCUGUCUGGUCGUCAACUCCUGAACCCUGAAUCUAAGUCGCAGUGCGAGCAAGACCUACUUGCUACCCUCGAUUCCCCCGAUAUCACUAUCGACGAGGCUGUCAUUGCUUUGGACAUUCUGACCAAGUGGGGCAGUGAUAAGACUGCUUACGCCGAGAAGGCGAACAAGAAGUGGCCUGAGUCUUCGGUCUUUGUGCUGAAUUGA
Penicillium concentricum is the source of this 2536-nucleotide messenger RNA. RefSeq names its product peptide alpha-N-acetyltransferase complex A subunit NAT1. Gene Ontology annotation, biological process: N-terminal peptidyl-methionine acetylation. The record is from RefSeq and is a predicted model, not a curated record. The transcript has 3 exons. The coding region runs from base 32 to 2536 and encodes 834 amino acids. Gene Ontology annotation, molecular function: protein-N-terminal amino-acid acetyltransferase activity; protein binding. Lineage: Eukaryota; Fungi; Ascomycota; Eurotiomycetes; Eurotiales; Aspergillaceae. Gene Ontology annotation, cellular component: NatA complex; cytoplasm.